Molecule: messenger RNA, 5244 nt
Organism: Clarias gariepinus (North African catfish)
Lineage: Eukaryota; Metazoa; Chordata; Actinopteri; Siluriformes; Clariidae
Product: serine/threonine-protein phosphatase 6 regulatory ankyrin repeat subunit A-like
Exons: 29
Coding region: 96-5009 (1637 amino acids)
Biological process (GO): calcium ion transmembrane transport; GPI anchor biosynthetic process
Cellular component (GO): glycosylphosphatidylinositol-N-acetylglucosaminyltransferase (GPI-GnT) complex; membrane
Molecular function (GO): calcium channel activity; protein binding
Source: RefSeq, a predicted model, not a curated record
UCUGCUGAUAGAACUGAUGACUGGGAAACCAAGACCUGGUGAAAGGGUUUUCAAUUUCCCUGCACAAGACUUUUUUGUUAUUGUACACUGCUGAGAUGACAGAAAUAAAUGCUCCUGUGGAUGUGGAGAGGACACAGCUUCUACAGCUGGCUGUCAGAAGAGAGUGGACAACACUGAAGCAAAUUCUAAAUACCUUAGAAAAGGGAGAUCCUGAAAUCUCCCAGGUAGAUGAGACUUCAGGCCUGAGUCUUUUGAUGAUUGCUGUACAAGAGAACCAGCUUCAUGUAGUAGAGAGAUUGCUAGAGCUGGAAGUGAAUCCUGGAGAAAAGACCAAGGAUGGCCAGACUGCAUUGCACAUCGCUGCUUUCUGCUCAAAGGAUGACAUUGUGAAGCUCCUAGCAAGCAAAACAGACCCAAAUACUCCAGGAGGGCCCAAGGCUCAGCUGCCACUGCAUUACGCCGCUUCUCGACCUGAUGAUUUUUUUAAUGUGGUGCACAGUCUGCUCAAAUUCUCCAACACAGAUGCACGUGAUACACAAGAUGAGGAUGGAUACAUUCCACUGUUGCUGGCUGUCAAAGCUGGCAAUGUUGGAAUUGUCAAGGAGCUCCUCUCAGACCGUUCAGAGUCACAGCUGAUGGCCAAGACAAAAGAAAAUGGAGACACGGCUCUGCACAUCUGCUGUCGAAGAAGGCAUGCUGAUAUGGCCAGAGUGCUGAUGGAAUUCAAUGUAAACCUUAACUGCCAAAAUGAUGAAGGGCAGACUCCUCUUCACAUAGCAGCCUGGGAAGAUGAUCAGGCAAUGCUGAAGCUUUUCUACCACAGGACAGCAAAUCCCAACAUUGCAGACAAGCUGGGCAGAUGCCCUCUGCACAUUGCAGCUGAACGAGGCCACACUACUGCAGUUGAAGUCCUCACUGAGUUACUCAACUCAAAUGUGCUGGAAAGAACCAAGGAUGGGAGCACAUUGCUGCAUAUUGCUUCUCAGUGUGGCAAUCUAGAGAUGCUGCAGUCAUUGCUAAAGAAAGGAGUACCAUUACACAUGGCAGACAAGUCAGGUGCAGUGUGUUUGCAUGUGGCUGCAAAGUUUGGUCACAAAACUGUAGUGCAAGUUCUACUCCAGAGGGGGUUGCAUGUAGAUGCCACCAAUAAAGACGGACUGACGGCGCUCCACGUUGCUGUAGAAAACUGCAAGCCUAAAGUUGUGCAGAUCCUAUUGGGCUCUGGUGCACAGGUGCAGCUCAGAGGAGGGAAGGCCCUGGAGAUGCCUCUGCAUAUAGCAGCCAGGGUGAAGGAUGGUGAGAAGGUGGCAGAGAUGCUAUUGAAGAGUGGAGCAGAGGUCAACACAGAGCAGGAUAAUGGUGAGACUGCAAUGCACAUUGCAGCAUGCCAUGGAAAUCUGCAGACAAUGGGGACCUUAUUAGAAGAGGGAGCUGAUCUCACCUGGAGAUCCAAGGCAGAGGAGACCCCGCUCCAUGUGGCCGUACGUCACUGCCAUGCUCACAUAGUUGUGUGGAUCUUGGAGUAUUUGACCAGGGAAAGACAUCGAAAGGGGACAGAGCUCUGUGUCCGUCAAGCGAACCAGAAAGGAGAGACCACCCUGCACCUGGCAGCUGAGAUACAGAAGAACAUUGUGCAUAGAGAUGAUGAGGACGUCCAAAUCAUUAGGACUCUGAUGGAGUAUAAUGCUGACAUUACAGCAGCUACCAGAGAGAAGGGAGAAACUCCAAUCCACUACUGUGCCAGGAUUGGCAAUGUUGCAGUGCUGCAGGAGAUGCUCAAUAAUGUGCCCAGCAACUGCCUACAGACAGCCAUCAACAAGCAGGACAAGACUGGCAGGUCUCCACUGCUUUUGGCAGCUGAGCUGGGACACAUGGAGGUAGUGAGGCUGCUGCUGGAAAGAAAUGCCAGAGUGGAUGUGUUUGAUGAGGAAGGAAAGUCUGCUCUCCACCUGGCUGCUCAACAAGGCCACGAGGAUAUUGCUGACAUCUUGCUCUCAUAUAAAGCCUUUGUAAAUGCUAAAACCAAAUUGGGCCUAACUCCACUGCACCUGAGCGCUCAGACCGGCUCAUCUCAUCUUGUUCAACUACUGAUAAAGGCACACAAGGCUCCUAUUGAUGCCCUUACUUUGAGUAAACAGACUCCUCUGCAUUUGGCUGCCAUCAGCGGAAAUUUGGACAUCUGCGAGAAUUUGUUUAGCAUUGACACUAUCACUGCCAAAGAUAUUCAUGGGCAAACCCCUCUUCACCUGGCUGCAGAGAAUGACCACUCUGAUAUAGUGAAGCUCUUUUUGCAGAAAAUGCCUGAUUUAGCCACACUGCCCAACAUGGAAGGAGCCACUUGCAUCAACAUUGCCGCAGCCAAAGGCAGUCUGACUGUCAUCCGAGAACUUCUCAAGUUGAGUCAGGAAGAUCCUACGACUCUGAACAACAAGGCUAAUGGCUCAUGUCCUCUGCACUUAGCUGCAGCAGGGGGUCACACUGAGGUUGUUAAGGCUCUCUUGGAGGCAGGGGCUUCAGCUGAAGAGGAAGACUUGGAGGGAAUGACAGCUGUCCAUCUGGCUGCCCGGCAUGGACACAUAGACAUUCUGGAGAUCUUGAAAACAAAAGUAUCUCUGAAAAUUACCAGCUUUAAGACAGGACUAACAGCCCUACAUGUGGCAGCCUAUUUUGGACAGGUGGAAGUUGUGAGGGAGAUUCUGACAGAUGUGCCAGCCACAAUCUGCAGUGAGCCACCCGGCAGAGACGCCAGAAGAAAAGAACAGCCACCUGAAGAGUCUGAGUAUACACCUCUGCACAUAGCAGCUCAGUCAGGCCAUGAGGAUGUGGUCCGCUUGUUGCUGAACUCACCUGGAGUCCUGCCUGAUGCUAAGACAAAGCCAGAGUGUUUUACCCCACUGCACCUGGCAGCUCAGAAUGGUCACACAGCUGUGGUUGGGCUGCUGCUCAGCAAAUCCAGUGCAUUACUGCCCCUCCGUGAUCGGCGUGGCCGUACUUGCCUUCACCUGGCAUGCGCUAGCGGGCAUGUGGCGACAGCAAGAGACCUGCUCUGCCAUGGUGCUGUCAUCAACGACACAGAUAAGGAGGGCUGGACUGCACUGCAUUUUGCGGCUAAAUCUGGUUGGCUUGAGCUGGUGCAGUUUCUGGUAGAGAGUGGUGCAUCAGUGCAGGCUGAGUGUUUCAUCAGACGCACGCCACUUCAGUAUGCUGCUGAGGGGAACCACCUGACCACCCUUAGCUUUCUACUACAGCAACCAAACAACAACAUACUAAAACUUCUGAAGAGCAGAAAGUUUGUUUUUGAUCUAAUGGUAUGCGGGAAACAAAACGAUAACAUUGCCCUGGAGGAGGUGGUGCUGUUUUCAGCAUCUCCUCUGGAUACGGCCGUGCAUCUGUCCCGGGCUUUAAGCUUGGUUUCUCUAAAGGAGAAGGUACGCUUUGCCGAUCUGCAGGCUGCUGCACGCCACUGUGAGACUAUGGCCUCUGACCUCUUAAUCACAGCCUCCACUGCUGAAGGUUUAAAUGCUGGGAAGGUGCUCAGGGCAGUUGAAUACAAUGGGAAAAGCAUGCUGGACUGUCUGAUACAAAGGAGACAGAAAAAUGUGAUGUCAAUUCCAGCAGUGCAGGAGUACCUAACAGAGGUGUGGUAUGGCAAUCUGCAAUGGGCUUCAUGGAAGAUCUUACUGCUGUUGUUCGGUCUGCUGUUCUGUCCUCCGCUGUGGCUGGCCCUGUCACUUCCACUCAAACACAGAUUCAGAUUCAUUCCUGUUGUGAAGAUGAUGAGUCAUCUAGUGUCCCACAUAUUUCUCCUGGCUCUCUUCAUCCUCACCAUUGUCUACCCACCUAUGAGUCCACCAUCUGCAUGCCGGCUAAAUCCAGGAUGGUGUGAGUGGUUUUUGCUGUUCUGGGUAUGUGGCAUGCUGUUAUCUGAGUUCACCCAAACAGCUAAGCGCAUGGAUUUGGCAUGGAUCAGGGUCCUUCUCUUGGUCUUCUCUGGAUUAGCUCUUUUAUGUCACCUGUUGGCUGUUAUCCUCUACUUGGCUGAAGAAUUACCAGUUCAUGUCUCAAACUGCCUGUUUGCCCGCAAUAUUCUAUUGGCAAUUGCAAUGACACUGGGUUUUAUCCAGCUCUUGGAGUUCCUUAUGUUCCACCACCUGUUUGGGCCAUGGGUCAUCAUUAUCAAGAAUCUGAUAAAGGACCUGUGUCGCUUUGGCAUUGUGCUGCUUUUCUUUCUGAUUGCUUUUUCUUUGAGCUUUACUGCUAUUUGCCAACCUGUGUAUACACUAAAUCAAGGCGAUAUUACAGUGACCCCCUGCAAUAAAAGCAUUAGUGAACCAUUGGGGGCAAAUGCGACCCCAAAGAUGACCCCCCUGAAUGGUGCAGUUUUGCUCUUUUUUGCUCUGUUUGGCUUAACUGAUCAAAAUCAAGUCAUAUGUUCAGACGAGACUGCAGGCUUUAUUAAACUUGUCUUUGGAAUCUAUUUGGUGCUGACGGUAAUCGUGCUGCUCAACCUGCUCAUUGCCAUGAUGAGCAACACAUACCAAUGCAUCCAGGAACAGUCAGACACUGAGUGGAAGUUCGGUCGUGCUAUCCAUAUCCGGGACAUGAGCUGCAAGCCUGACGCUCCCUCUCCAUUUAAUCUGCUCACCAGCCUCUUCUUCUGUGUCAGGUCCCUCUGCAAAAAUAGAGGGAAGCUGUGCUCAUUAAAGAGGCAGGCUCUUAUAAGGGAGGAAGAAGAAGCAGAUAUUUUGCCAGAGACCCAGUCUUUAAACACAGUGGAUCACACCUGCAUCCGUUGGUUCAAAGAAAACCAGACAACACAGUUCCUCCCUCAGGGUAGCCUUAUUGUGAUGCCCCAACAGGAAGAACAGGUGCACAUUGAGAAUGUGACUGAAUGGAGAAAGGUUGUACAACGUUUCCUAAUCCUGCGUGGUCAAAAGGACAGAGCAUCACCAGAAAAUGACCACCCCCCUUCAUCAGAAAUAAACCAUCCGUACUCAAUGUUAUCAUGAUUUGUGUUUUUUACCUAAACCACCUUUAUGACGAUUUACACUUUAACAUUUACAUUUGUGUUUCACUGAACACAGACUAUGCCACUGCCAAACAAAGCACUGCUUGUUGUUCAUUUAAAGGUUUAUACAAGUAGAAUAUGUAUUUGUUUUUGUUCUUAUCAUUAAUAUGUAGAGAAUGAUAUUGUAUUACAUGUUUGCUGUUUGUUAUUAUCAAGAUCAUCUUAAUGAUCACUGA